Messenger RNA from Symbiodinium necroappetens, 318 nucleotides. Lineage: Eukaryota; Dinophyceae; Suessiales; Symbiodiniaceae. The record is from the annotation of a GenBank genome assembly.
AUGAUGACCAGGCCGUUACUGUGUCACAAAAGCCCGUUGAGGGUGCAAUCCGGGCUCUUCUCCACGGAAGUUCGCAAGCAAGUUGCACCAAUGGUGAAGUUCCACCAGAAUGCUUAUUGCCCCGAGUGUGGCAAACACGUCACCCAUGGUGAUGUGGAAAAGAUGCGUGAGGCUUGUUCGCGAAUGUGGCGAAAGUUCAUGCGGUUGGACGACUCUCACUGCCCAUUGUUCCGCAUCUGCGAUGUGAAGAUUCGUGAGGGCGAAGUGACGCGCUUGGGCCUUUGGGAGAGGAUGCCUCGGAUCAAAGGCCGCUCCUAG